AUGAUUGAACAUGGGAUGCCGAAAGAUAUGCACCCUGAUGUAUUUUAUAAUGAGUCUGAGGACGAUUUGGAUAAUAUCGAUGAAACACGUGAUAUGGUCGGACCAUUUCGAAAUAAACAUAAAACAAAAUGUCAACCAUAUCCUAAUACGGCAGCUCUUAGGAGAUCAACUAGAAUACAAAGUAAACAAACGGGUACAAAAGCAAAUACCAUACUAAACGACUUCGCGAUUUAUACUGACAAAGACAAAUCUUCAAUAGCCAAGCAUAGAACUGAUAGUGAACAUGCUAUAGAUUGA
Messenger RNA from Didymodactylos carnosus, 297 nucleotides. The record is from the annotation of a GenBank genome assembly. Lineage: Eukaryota; Metazoa; Rotifera; Eurotatoria; Philodinida; Philodinidae.